AUGGCUGACGAAUACGACGCCGAGCAGGCUGCCGAGCUCAAGAGAAAGAGAGCGUUCCGAAAGUUCUCCUACCGAGGAAUCGACCUUGAUCAGCUCCUUGACCUCUCCUCCGACCAGCUUCGCGAUGUUGUCCACGCUCGUGCCCGCCGCAGGAUCAACCGUGGCCUGAAGCGCCGCCCCAUGGGUCUCAUCAAGAAGCUCCGAAAGGCUAAGCAGGAGGCUCAGCCCAACGAGAAGCCCGACCUCGUCAAGACCCACCUCCGAGACAUGAUUGUCGUCCCCGAGAUGAUUGGCAGUGUCAUUGGUAUCUACUCCGGCAAGGAGUUCAACCAGGUCGAGAUCAAGCCUGAGAUGGUUGGUCACUACCUGGCUGAGUUCUCUAUCUCAUACAAGCCUGUCAAGCACGGUAGGCCCGGUAUUGGUGCCACGCACUCUUCUCGAUUCAUUCCCCUCAAGUAA
Fusarium tjaetaba is the source of this 459-nucleotide messenger RNA. RefSeq names its product 40S ribosomal S15 protein. The record is from RefSeq and is a predicted model, not a curated record. Gene Ontology annotation, molecular function: RNA binding; structural constituent of ribosome. Gene Ontology annotation, cellular component: cytosolic small ribosomal subunit; ribosome. Lineage: Eukaryota; Fungi; Ascomycota; Sordariomycetes; Hypocreales; Nectriaceae. The coding region runs from base 1 to 459 and encodes 152 amino acids. Gene Ontology annotation, biological process: ribosomal small subunit assembly; translation. The transcript is spliced from 4 exons.